Molecule: messenger RNA, 1263 nt
Organism: Zingiber officinale
Lineage: Eukaryota; Viridiplantae; Streptophyta; Magnoliopsida; Zingiberales; Zingiberaceae
Exons: 1
Coding region: 147-1127 (326 amino acids)
Source: RefSeq, a predicted model, not a curated record
UAACACCUUAUUUAUAACAACCCCCCUCCCGUUCAUCCUUUACAUAUCCCCCGACCUCCGAUAAGAUUUCUACUCAAUUGACUAGUCCACUCUUUCUAAUUUUCACAGUUCUGUAAUCUCCGGUGAUCACGCCAGCUCAAUUGUCCAUGGCACCGUUGGUCUCCAAGUUCCGGCCCUCCUUCCUGUUAUCCACCAAACCGCCUCGGAAAGCCGCAGCGGCCGCCUCCUCUCGCCCUCUGGAAGAAGCACUCGACGUCAGCCUCCGGUCACUCCGUUCGACAGACGACGAUGGCUCGCCUCUCACUCUCGCCUGGCUUACAAGAGUCGUCAGACUUCUCGCCUUCGCUCUGUCCCGCGCUGCGGCUCUGGUGUUCCAACACUCCCUUCCCGCCUCCGAUGAACUAGAUUCCCACCUAGACGCUUUUCUUCUUAUCCUCGACGCGUGCAAUGCGAUCUCAGCUCAAGUUGCGAGGAUGCAGAACCGGCUCCUCCAUCUCCGGCUCGCCGUCCGGUUCCUCUCCAGCGAGGAUGGCUCGCGGCGGAGGCCGGCGGAGAUGAUCCAGAAUGCGAGGAAGGCAAUAGCAGCAUGGGAGAAGAGCAAGCAGGACAUCAAAGUCCAGCGUCAUUCCAUGGGCGAGAUGCUCCGGCGAAUGAAACCGACGGACCCUCCUCGUGGAAGUGCGUCGUCAGUCUUGAGCAGGGCGUCGUACGCGGUGGAGAGCGUCUCGCAACUGGUGAUGGCGGUCGCAAUGGUGGCGCUCGGCCUGGGAGAGCCAGAGUUGCUGGGCGAGAUUCGUGUGUCCGACGAGUGGCCGUGGGUUCUCGGCUUCAACGAGGUCGCGGCGGUGGUGUCCAGCAGAGUGGCAGCGUCGAACCCCCUCGGCGAGCUGGAGGCGGUGGAGACGGCGGUUAGGCGGUUAAAGGAGGCGAUAGAUGAAGAGGAGGAUAGCGAGAGGCUAGGGACAGCGACUGAGGCGGUGGACAAUGCGACAAAAGCGAUGACGUCGGCAUUGAAUGGGUUGGCGGACGGCGUCAACGGAGCGUUUCACGCGGCGAUGGGGACGAGGAACGCGGCGUUGAGCAGGCUUCUCUCUGGAAUACGCGGCGGUAGAAUGAGUCGUACGUAACGACAGUAUGAAUAAAUUAAUUGCAAGGUGGCCGUCGUAGAAUAUCUUCAUACUUCAAAUUGCAAACGCAUCCCCUGAAUAAUGAUAGACUUCUGCUAAUGUAUAUCUUAUAAUAAAGUUCUAUUUCUAUCACAAA